AUUUCCUCUUCAAACUUUGUUCUCCAAGUUAAUAGAAACCAAAAGCCCUAGCUCAAAAGUUACAGUUAAUUACACCGCCGUUUCGUUUUCAGCGCGAUCAAUCUCAGUUGCAGAGAAUUGAAGGUAUUGUAUUGUUGUUAAAGGGUUGAAUAUGGAAGAGGUAACUGAAGGAGUGAACAAUUUGAAGCUGGUUGAUUCUCAGAAGAAGAAUCGUAUUCAAGUAUCUAAUACUAAGAAACCUCUUUUCUUCUAUGUUAAUCUUUCCAAGAGGUAUAUGCAGCAGUAUAGUGAGGUGGAGCUUUCAGCUUUGGGAAUGGCAAUUUCAACAGUUGUAUCAAUUGCUGAAAUUCUAAAGAAUAAUGGGCUGGCCACCGAAAAAAAAAUCAUGACUUCUACAGUUGAUGUAAAGGAAGAUAUGAGGGGAAGACCUGUUCAGAAGGCCAAGAUUGAAAUCGUACUGGGUAAGACAGUCAACUUUGAUGAGUUGAUGCUCGCUGGGCAAAAUGAUGGGAAAAAUAUUCAGGAACAGAGUUGAAUAAAAAUAUUGUAGUUAAUUGUGUCGGAUUUUGUCAGUUUUGCUUGUGGUUUAGAAGCAAAUUUAAAUCGUGCAGCUAUUUUCUUCCC
Molecule: messenger RNA, 624 nt
Organism: Solanum dulcamara
Lineage: Eukaryota; Viridiplantae; Streptophyta; Magnoliopsida; Solanales; Solanaceae
Exons: 5
Coding region: 152-535 (127 amino acids)
Cellular component (GO): nucleus
Molecular function (GO): RNA binding
Source: RefSeq, a predicted model, not a curated record